Molecule: messenger RNA, 1732 nt
Organism: Chaetomium strumarium
Lineage: Eukaryota; Fungi; Ascomycota; Sordariomycetes; Sordariales; Chaetomiaceae
Exons: 3
Coding region: 228-1613 (461 amino acids)
Source: RefSeq, a predicted model, not a curated record
CUAGGACCCAGGUUCCUGUCUUGUUGGCAUUCCUCGUUCACGACGACACCCCUCGGGAGCCCCCGCCAAUCCCCGGAUUGAUGGCCAUACCCCUUCCCCACACCGGCAGCCGCAAUUCCUGAUCUGGUCCACGACCGCGUCGUUGUCAUCCGUCACGCUCUCCCAGACCCCUGGCGCUCCCGCCCGCUUCUUGGCUUGGGCAGCCUUAAGCCUAACCAUCAGUGGUCAUGUAUUCAGCUCCUUAUGGUUACGCAAAUGCCGCCGGCGGCCAGAUAUUCAACGGUGCCCCACCCCACGGCGCUCACCUGCAACCUGGUCCGUCCCCGAACCAGCAGCAGCAGAUGAUGUAUAACACCCAGCAGUUCCCCCUGGCGGGCCAGCCCGGUGCCUUUCCCGCCGGGCCUAACCCAGCCAUGAUGGGAGGUGCUGGCUCUGCAGGGAUGAUGCAGAAUGCCGGCAUGCCGCACAUGGCUGCCAAUGGUCAGAUGGCAUUUCAGACCCCCUUUACAACCUCGCCGUAUGUGGGCAGUAUUCCUUCCUCUGCGGCUCCUCAACCGCAGUUGCCGGCGAAUUUCAUGAUGGCGGGCCAGAUGCCAUCCUAUCAGAUGAGCGCGGGCCUGCCUAAUCAGCAGCCCAUGAUGCAACGGAUGAUGCAACAGAAUGCCGGUGCCAUGCCUGUCUCAACACCUCAGCGGCAAUUCAAUGCGCCUCAGGGCACCCCAACCAGCUCCAUGCCUCCGCACCAACAGCAUAUACUCUCAACGCCACAGCCUCAGGGCACUCCUCAGAGUCAAACGCCCACAACGGCCCAACCUCCGCCGACCUCAGUCUCCGCGGCAACACCACAAACGCCAACGUUCCCUACCGAGAAUGGGCAACAGCAGAGUGGGACUGCCAGUGUCUCAGUCCCUCAAAGUCCCGCAAGCGAGGCCCGAGACAGAGAGAGAUUCGCCGUCCUCUUGGAGAUCAACCAAGAGCUGCUGUACGAGUCAAUAGUACUUGUCAAUAGCCGCAAUGAGCUCAAGAAAGAGCAAGCGGCCGCCGAGUCCGAAGGGAAAAAGACAGACGUGGAUUACGCCGAGGAGGAGAGAGUGGCGAACUUGGACUAUAACCAAUGCAUGAGGCGGCUACAGGCCAACCUUUCGUACAUGUAUGCCGUGGCCGAGCGCAAGGUAAAACCGGCACCGGCGUCUCCUGGCUACCUGACCGCGCCGCCUUUUAACCUACAGCUUAAAAUACGGCUACCACCAAACAACCCCGACGACCCCAUUGACCAGCCCGCGGAUCCGAUGGCCGACCGCGUGGAGCGAGACCAAGUCAUCAAAAAUCUGUACAAGAAGCUUCAGGCACUGUACCCGGGGAUAGACCCGAGGAAGGAGCCUGUUGCCCAACCGGCCGGUGCGCGGCCCGGGGCAAACCCCAGUGCGGGGGGAAUGAAACCUCCGGGACAGAACGGCCAGGCCUCGAACCCCGCGGGAGGAGGACAGGGCUCGAAUCAUAACAGUCCUGCUCCCACGCCAGGCGCGGCGCAGCAGGGCCAGGGCACGCCGCAGAUGAUGAAUGCCGUCGCGCCUGGCUUACAGCAGCAGCAGACGCAUGCUGCUGGGCUAUGACGAGGUCUGACUGGGCUUGAUCCAUCAUACCGAUGAGGAAAGGGAGAGCGUGCGUCGCGAUGAAGUAGAAUAUAUGGCUGAGCGAGAGCCUCGCCGAGGGUGCAGCUGCGCCAUCGGUA